UGCCAUGGCUACAAGAAAAUAAAUGUGAAGUGUGCACAUCUGAAUUGUGAAGAAUGUGUUUUUGUUUAUAAACAACCUUAUUUAUUAUUUAUCACUAAUGUUCUAAUAUUUUGAUAUUGUUCUAAUAUUGUGAUUAUAAAAAAGGACAAAACAUACACCUUUUGGAUCUUGAAACUAUUGAAAUGGUUCGCUUGACAAUUGACUAUAUAAGGAAAACUGUUCAUAAACCUCAUGAGUCUUCCAAAAAUGCUGAUGAUUUCUUGAAAAAGAUAACACAUUUAAGUCUUCCUGAGAAAUCAAUUGAUUCAAUCGCAGACUUAUCCAGUGUGAAGAACUUAACUGUCUUGUACCUUCAUCACAAUAAUCUCCAAGUUAUAGAAAAUCUGUGUAGAAAUGAGUGUCUUACACAUCUGUAUCUUCAACACAAUCAAAUUAGUAAAAUGGAAAACUUGAACGGCAUCAAACAACUGAGGAAAUUGUACUUGGGUUACAACUGCAUCAGUGUUAUUGAAGGACUGGAUGCUGUAAGUGCUCUGGAAGAGCUGCAUGUUGAGAACCAGCAAUUGCUUCCUGGAGAAACCAUUUACUUUGAUCCUCGGACUGUCAAGAAUCUUUCGAAGUGCUUGCGGAUUUUGGAUAUAUCCAGCAAUAAUGUAGCUUCUAUAAGUGAUUUGAAAGAUCUCAAAGUGAUUGAAAAGCUGAAUGCAAAUAAUAACGCUCUCUGUGACUUGACAGCUGUCUGCGAAACCAUCUGUCAUUGGCCGAGAGUUGAACAGUUGGAUUUUCAGUCAAAUGAGAUCACACGAGAACCUAAAUACAAAGAUAAAAUAAUCGCUAGUACAAAGUAUUUGAGAUCUUUGGACACCAAGGACAUAAAUGAUAUAACCAGAUCCUUUAUCCACAGAUUUGAAUUAGUAAAAGAGGAAAGAAGAGAGAAAAUGCUUAAGGCUAGUGAUGUACAAACACCUUUCAGUGAUGAAAUUGCUAGCAUAGCAGAGCAUUUGCCCCCUGGUCUGAGGCAAGCGGUGUCAGCCAGUGUCAAGAAAGAGGCAAUACCAAGAGCGAAAAGCUUGACGUUGUCACUGAUGCAAGUCCCUGUACAUUCCCCAGGGUUCUUGUCUGACGACAGUGCCAUGGCCAACCAUGGUUUACAAGCACGUCCAUCAAGAAGAGUUUCCAAUGCCGAGAAUCUCACGAGGAGCAGACAGAAAGCAGAGAAAGACUGCCAGACCAGCCUGCUGCAGCUGGAGGAUGUUAUCACAACCACUUCAUCUACUCCCAAGCUUCAGAAAUAGGAAGAGUGGACUACAAUAUAGAAUAGUAUCUAUAAUAAAAACCAUUGCAUUCACGAAUAUCACAACUAGAAUGAUGAUUAGAUAUGAAGGUACAAAUAGCAGCUGCAUACUAAUUUACUGUGUGUUCAAAUCAAAAUAUCACAGAACAAUUUUUAAAUUAUGAGGAAAGUAAUGUAGAUAACUAUCUUGUUGAACAUUACAAAUCUUGAUAAUUAAAAAUUUUGAAUUCUUGAAAUUUUUUCUACCUUGAUACAAUAUGAUUUCUUUAUUUUUAUGUAAUACACUGCUGCAUUAAAAUCUACAUUUCUAAUUACAAUAUCAAUGAAUCUAUAACAGAUCUCUUGGAAAUUGUUAAGAGGUAUUAGAUUAAAUCUUCCAAUAUAAGGCUUAAUAGUAAAUAAAAUUACACUAAUUAAUCUUCAGGGGAUUUAAGAGUUGGAUUUUAACACGUUCACUGCGGCACGAGUCACUGGUGACUCGCAAUACAAAAGUUGAAAACCCUGCCGGAUUUCACCAAACGUAUAUUUGUGGAACAUAUUAUAUUUUUGACAGUUUUUAAAAAUAUCUGAUUGGUUAUUGGAGUGGAGAGAAGUAUAUUUUAUAACUAUUACAAUAAAGUGUUAUUGCCGCACUUUAACUAAAUUGCUUACACAGUUAUUUCUUUUGCGCAGUAUGAACCACCCGUGACACAGACUUGCACAGUUGUUUUCCUUGGUCACAUCGAUACGUUAUUAUAUCAGCAUCUAAAUUACAGGAGAGAUCUUUACAUUUGCAAUGUUUUGGAAGUUUAUUCAAUAUUGGUCUAAUUGAAUAAAACCAGUUUGGUUGGGAGUCAUGGUGGUUGAAAAGUAAACACCGUACAUAGUGGUGCUCCCUAAUAGAACACAUGGUAGUUCAGCCAGUUUCACAUAGACCGCUCUAGUGCUGAUACAUAAGGGCAUGAGACACCAAAGUAUACAAUGCACCUUUAUGAGUCACCAGUGAUUCGCGUUGCAAUACGAGAAAGAUAACCAAAUUUAACAAUGCAGCAAAUGUGAUAAACACAACACUGAGUUACAACAUACACAGCAGAAACAACAUUACAAUUUGUACCAUAAAGCAGAAAUUGUCACUGUUAUUUUUGGAAUCAAUAAAGUAAACUAUUUAAACCUAAA
Messenger RNA from Homalodisca vitripennis (glassy-winged sharpshooter), 2449 nucleotides. Its product is annotated as protein phosphatase 1 regulatory subunit 42-like. Bases 183 to 1295 code for a protein of 370 amino acids. The record is from RefSeq and is a predicted model, not a curated record. Gene Ontology annotation, molecular function: protein binding. The transcript is spliced from 7 exons. Lineage: Eukaryota; Metazoa; Arthropoda; Insecta; Hemiptera; Cicadellidae.